AUGUCUACUUACGUCUCACGUCUGAAAGCAUGGGGCAGUGAACCCAGCUCAAAAUCGGAGCAUCAAAGCAGCGAUGGGUCGAUCGCGGAAGGUGAAAACUUUGUAACGGAGCUGGAUCAAGGUUCUAAAAGACUGGGCCUUGUUUCCAGUAUCGGACUUAUCUGUAAUCGGAUGCUGGGAACCGGGGUUUUUGCGGUGUCGUCGAGCAUUUACACGCUGUCAGGAUCGAUCGGGCUGGCCUUGGUCAUGUGGGUUGCAGGAGCUAUCAUCGCUACUAGCGGACUGUACGUGUAUCUGGAAUACGGAAGCGCAAUCCCCCGUAACGGUGGUGAGAAAAACUACCUGGAAUAUGUUUUUACAAAACCUCGCUUUUUCGUUACCUCCAUGUACGCAUCGUACGUUUUCUUUCUUGGCUGGGCUGCCAGUAACUCCGUGAAUGCUGCUGUCAUGUUCCUCACCGCUGCCGAUACAGAAAUCACCACAUGGAAGCAGCGGGGAUUGGCUUUGGGUGUGCUUUCGUUCUGUUUUAUCGUCAACUCGGUUAACGUGAAGCUAGGUCUUUACAUUCAGAAUCUGCUGGGUAUCUUCAAGCUUGUCAUUGUGAUAUUCAUCAGUGUUACUGGAUGGGUGGUACUGGGUAACAAAAAUCUAAAAACAGACAACUUCCACAAUGCCUUUGAAGGAACCGGGAAUGCAAGCGCUUAUGGUAUCGUGAAUGCUCUUUACAACGUCAUUUGGUCCUUCGUCGGUUACUCGAAUGUCAACUACGCUCUAGGCGAGGUAAAAAACCCUGUACGCACUUUGAAAAUCGCCGGACCUGUGUCCAUGGCGUUUUUAACCAUCAUCUACAUUUUCGUGAAUAUCGCGUACUUCGCUGCUGUUCCUAAGGAAAAGUUGAGAUCAUCGAAACUAAUCUUGGCUGCCGACUUCUUCGAUAUUGUAUUUGGUGGACACGCCAAGAAGGCUGCCGCCGCAAUUGUCGGAUUAAGUGCAGUCGGUAAUGUUCUUUCUGUUAUUUUCUCGCAGGGCAGAAUCAUCCAGCAGCUAGGUCGUGAAGGUGUUUUGCCAUUUUCAAGCUUUUUCGCUACUUCCAAGCCCUUCGAUUCACCCGCAGUUGGCUUGUUACAGCAUUUUAUUGUGUGUGUGGUGACCAUCAUCGCCCCGCCUCCAGGAGAUGCGUACAACUUUAUUCUAAACCUGAUUGUCUACCCUAUGAAUGUGAUCAACCUAGCCAUCAGUGUCGGUCUCCUGUGGAUCUACUGGCAACGCCGUCAAAAAAAGAUUGAGUGGAAUCCAAAGAUUAAAGCAGGUGUCUUUGUCACAGGGUUUUUCGCACUCUCCAACAUCUAUCUGGUGGUUGCUCCAUACGUGCCCCCAUCUAACAAGGGCGAAGAAGUCUAUAAAUCGCUUCCUUACUGGACUCACAACGUUGUGACUUGGGGAAUUUUUGCCAUAGGAGCCGUUUACUGGUUAGUAUGGUCUCAAGUUCUACCGAAGGUCGGUAACUACGAGCUGGUUUCCACAGAGGUGGUUGGUGAGGAUGGCUUCUGGAGGAAGAAGAUCAUUAAGAGAAAACUCGAUGAUGUUGAUUAUAUUUCAGAAAAUAUCGAGGUAAACAUGGUUACAUCGGACAAACAAAGUUAG
Molecule: messenger RNA, 1644 nt
Organism: Lachancea lanzarotensis
Lineage: Eukaryota; Fungi; Ascomycota; Saccharomycetes; Saccharomycetales; Saccharomycetaceae
Gene: MUP1
Product: LALA0S08e03752g1_1
Exons: 1
Coding region: 1-1644 (547 amino acids)
Biological process (GO): amino acid transmembrane transport
Cellular component (GO): membrane
Molecular function (GO): L-amino acid transmembrane transporter activity
Source: RefSeq, a predicted model, not a curated record